UCUAGAUUUAACCAAUAGGGUACCUUGUGCAAAGAAUUUUUGGCAGUUUCUUAUUCAGUCAAUUCAGUGCGCGGCAGGCAAAAAGCUAUCAAAAAAUUGAAUAUCGCUUUAUUCAACAAAAUAAUAAAAUUGUAAGAACGUGAAAAGUCACAAUUCACACAUUUUUUCGAUCUCCAAUCGGUGAGAUAUUGUAAAAUUCACGUCUAACACUCAAAAAGAAAAAGAUUCCAGAAUGACUGAUCGCAAGGCAGUUAUUAAGAAUGCUGACAUGAGCGAAGACAUGCAACAAGAUGCCGUAGACUGUGCAACACAAGCGAUUGAAAAGUAUAACAUUGAGAAGGAUAUUGCGGCAUAUAUAAAGAAGGAGUUUGACAAGAAAUAUAAUCCUACUUGGCACUGUAUCGUUGGUAGAAAUUUUGGAUCUUACGUAACACACGAAACACGCCACUUUAUCUAUUUCUAUUUAGGUCAGGUGGCAAUACUGUUAUUCAAAAGUGGUUAAGCUCCCUAUGGCCCUUUUCUAUGUAUUCCACUACUAGAUGAUUUUAAUUUUUCCAAUACCUGAAAAUAUUUUAACGAUUUUGUUUUCACAUACUUUCAGACUGCAACAGAAAUGUCGGAAGUGUGUUUGAAAAAUUUGAAGUUUUAUAAUAAGGAUUUCUUAUACUAUUUGGAAUAAAAUUAUUUUGUUGAUUAUUUAGGAUUGAUUUUUUUGGGGGUUUCAAGUAUGACGCACAAUUAUAUUUUGUUCUGCCGUUUUGUGCAAUUAUUUUCUCUCUACAGUAGACAAAACUGAUGUGUGCUUCUGGCUAGAAUUAUUUUUGAAUUUGGAAAUGUUAUGAUGGAUAACACGAACACUUGGUUUGUAAAGAGGAAUACAGUAAACAAAAAGGGAUAUCUGUGAAAAGUUGGGAGUUAUUUUCCAAAUAGAAAUGUUGAGUAUUCUAAUAGUGAAAAAUUUCAAUUGAAUUUACAUCAAUGAUAUGUUGAAUAUCAGAUUUAUAGUUAGUAAUAUGGAAACCAAAUGGAUAUACCUUUUGUUCUUUUGAUUCGUUAACAAGGAGAUGGAAUGGAGAUCUCAACUGUAGGAAAAGUAAGGAAUAGACUAAAAAAAAUAUUUUUUUGUUUUGAAUUUAAAAAUGAUUCUAUCUGUAUGUAUAUAUUGCUAUGAAAAUAUAAAAUAAGUUGUUAUUUGAAAGUAUAUUAUUGAAAACUAUCUCUAAAAUAUGUACUUACCUGUUAUGAUAUUGGUUUUCUUUUGUAAACAUCUCUGGAACGAAUGGAAAUCGUUUCAUUUACUUCAACAAAGUUUCUUUGUAUAUUUUGAAAAGGUAGAGAAUUCAAAUCAGAAUAUACUAAUAUUCAUUACUUGACUUUUGACAGCAAUGCCUGAGGUAAGUCGUUUUGAUUUGAAUUUUCUCUGAGAUUACUUUUAUUUGAUAGUUCAUUUGAAAGUGUGAAGAGAUGUUUCGGUUCAUUCGAUUUCAUUGAGGAAGAAUUUCGUCCACUGGGUGUUUCAAAUCUGUGUUGCAAAUCAUAUUAAUUGAUCGAAAUUAGUUUUUUUAAAUAACAAUUUAUAGUAUGGCGGUUAAAAUUCAGUGUUCAUGUGAUAACAAAUUUCAGUGUGAAUAUGAAAACUGAACAUCUAAAAUUAUUUUUCCAGAUGGUCUUGAAAUCUCACUUUAAAAGAGCUAAUUUCUAUUUGUAUUGAAGUGAUAUCUAUGAACAGACUUCUAGUAAUAUAUUCUAAUGGGGCUUCACCAGAUCCAUGAAAUAUUUUUAGAUUUUGGUGGUGUCUAUUGAGUUGAUCCCUGGAAUCAACUGAAAACACAUUGGUAUUCCUCAAUUUGUAUGGCGGAUUGAUGAUCUUUUGAAAUCCGAUCUAGAGUUAUACUUCUAGAAAUUGUUUCAAGUACACGGUUUUGAGAAUAUGGGACUAUUGUAUUAGAUUAAUAGUCACAACAUUCCAUACUUUUUUGAAGUCUCGAAUAAUUAUUUUGUUAAUAACACGAGUCCAGAACCCAUGAAUUUUUUUUCGAUAAGGACCUAAGUUUUUUUUGUACUGUGCAAUUUGUUACCCAUAUUCUCAGCUCCUCAUACUAUUUAAGGAGAUAUGAACCUGGUCCUUUCAUACAAAACUGUUUCAAUUGUAUAUCUCAAUGUAACAAUAUAUGGUUAACAAUUA
Messenger RNA from Leptinotarsa decemlineata (Colorado potato beetle), 2185 nucleotides. RefSeq names its product dynein light chain 1, cytoplasmic. NCBI's taxonomy places the organism in Eukaryota, Metazoa, Arthropoda, Insecta, Coleoptera, Chrysomelidae. Gene Ontology annotation, molecular function: dynein intermediate chain binding. The record is from RefSeq and is a predicted model, not a curated record. Gene Ontology annotation, cellular component: cytoplasmic dynein complex. Gene Ontology annotation, biological process: microtubule-based process.